CUUCUUUUCUGCCACAUUGAAAUUCAUAAUCCAAUGUGUCUUUUGUCCAACCACCAUAUAAGUAAGUUUUAUAUAGAGGGUAGGCUGGUUCCUUUGAAGAAAUUCUAUUCUAUGAUCAACCCUGAAUCAUGUCAUGCAUGAAGAGGCUCCGUAAGAUCCAGUUGAAUGUUUGAUUUUGCAUGAUAUAACCCAGAUUUUUUUCAUUUUUUUAAUAUAUAUAUUUUCUAUUAACUAAUAGUUUGAAUAGUAUUGAAAUGCAUUCAUUUCCUCGGCAUUGACCUGAUCUAUGAUACUAUCGGAGUGAAACAAGGGAUCUAAAGAACAAUAGAGACUGGCUAUAUUAGUAACAAGUGAACCCUUUGAUUUGUAAUAUAUGUAAUUCUACAUUUUAUAGAAACUCAAAAUCUCCAAAUAGUUUGGAAAUAAACAACAAUCACAAGGUAUGAGACGACCCAAAAAGCAUUUGAUCAUAAUAAACUUUGUAAGCCUACUUGGGUAUUGAGCUUUUAUUUGUAAGAGCGAAAUUCCUUUCUUUCCAUGGAUAAGUAUGACUUCGGAAAGGGAGGUUUAAGAAAGGGGUUCUUACAGAGAACCUUUUAUAUGGAUAAAAUAUAUUAUGGAUCCAUUUGGUUCUUUUAAUUCUUGCUCGAGCCGGAUGAUGAAAAAUUAUCAUGUCCGGUUCUUUCGGGGGAUGAAUUGAAUCUAUAAGAAUUCACCUAUCCUAAUAACAAAAAAACCUGACUUAAAUGAUCCUGUAUUAAGAGCUAAAUUAGCGAAAGGUAUGGGGCAUAAUUAUUAUGGGGAGCCCGCAUGGCCUAAUGAUCUUUUAUAUAUUUUUCCUGUAGUGAUUUUAGGUACUAUUGCGUGUAACGUAGGAUUAGCGGUUUUAGAACCAUCAAUGAUUGGUGAGCCGGCGGAUCCGUUUGCAACUCCUUUGGAAAUAUUACCUGAAUGGUAUUUCUUUCCUGUAUUUCAAAUACUUCGUACAGUACCAAAUAAGUUAUUAGGCGUUCUUUUAAUGGUUUCAGUACCUGCGGGAUUACUAACAGUUCCUUUUUUAGAGAAUGUGAAUAAAUUCCAAAACCCAUUUCGUCGUCCAGUAGCUACAACUGUUUUUUUGGUUGGUACUGUAGUAGCCCUUUGGUUAGGUAUUGGAGCAACAUUACCCAUUGAUAAAUCCCUAACUUUAGGUCUUUUUUAAAUUGAUUCAAUUGUGAAAUAACACAAGGUCUGUAUCUAGGGAAUAGUCGCUUCAAAGUGAAUUUUCCCUAGAUACAU
This is a messenger RNA of Amaranthus tricolor (Joseph's coat), 1278 nucleotides long. RefSeq names its product cytochrome b6-f complex subunit 4-like. Gene Ontology annotation, cellular component: thylakoid membrane. NCBI's taxonomy places the organism in Eukaryota, Viridiplantae, Streptophyta, Magnoliopsida, Caryophyllales, Amaranthaceae. The coding region runs from base 782 to 1201 and encodes 139 amino acids. Gene Ontology annotation, biological process: mitochondrial electron transport, ubiquinol to cytochrome c; photosynthetic electron transport chain. The transcript has a single exon. The record is from RefSeq and is a predicted model, not a curated record.